AGUGGGCACUCCCCUUCACCACCAAUCCACAAAGAAAUCUAUAAGACACCCUCUCGCAAUUGAAAGGAGUUCGAAGGAAAAGGCGAUGGACCGAUGUGGUUCCAAAGCUUGUCUCAAGUAGACGCAGAAUGGAUGCAGAGAUUUCAUCAGCUCUUGAGGCUAGCAGAGCAUAAGGGGACUGGGAGUAGAAUGUUGCAACUCUGUUGAAGUGUAAGCAAUACCUUGGAGAGGCACUGGAAAAAUAAACAAGGACCGUGGCAGGAAGAAAUACUGAAGGACCGUGGAAGGGAGAAAUGUUAAGGAGAUGGGCAAGAAGGGAAGCUGGUUCGCUGCACUCAAGAAGGCCUUCACCUCAAGCCCCAAGGACAAGCCCACAAAUGUGCAUAAGCUGGUAACGCAAUACCUGCCGCAGCACGGGCACGCGAGGGAGAAGAAGCGAUGGGGAGGCUUCGGGCGGGCGCGACCGCACGCGGAGCCGGCGGCGGGCGCGCUGAUGAACAUCCCGCUGUACCGCGAGCCGAGCAGCAUCGAGAAAAUCCUCGGCGACGCGGAGAUGGAGCAGCAGCAGCGCCAGUACUACGCCGCCACCAGGGCGCAGUACCAGGUCACGCCCGCCAGGCCCAUCACCACCGUCACCUCUGCUGCUGCUACGCUGCCGCCGCCGGUGACGGCGCAUGAGCGGGAACGGGAGCGCGGCGACGACAAGCCAACCGCCGUGGUGCUCCCGCUGCCUCCUCCGUCCCCGCCCCCGCUGAUCAGGAGGUUCGACCAUGACAGGGAGCAGCAGCAGCAGCGGAGCAGAGCCGAGACCGAGUGGCGCCAGCAGCCGAGGCGGCACCGCACGGCGAGGCAGCGCGCCGCGCCGCCGGACCGCGCGCGCGCCGCGGCCGUCGCGAUCCAGGCCGCGUUCCGGGGCUUCAUGGCGCGGCGGAACUACCGGUCGCUGCGCGGCCUGAUCCGGCUGCAGGGCGUGGUGCGGUGCGCGAGCGUGCGGCGGCAGACGGCGAAGGCGAUGCGGUGCAUGCAAACGCUGGUGCGCGUGCAGGCGCAGGUGCGUGCCAGCCGCGUGGAGGCCAUGGAGCGGCGCAACCGGCAGCACCACGGCGCCGUGCUCAGGGACGGCAGGUGGCGCGCCAGGUCCCAGGAUGGCAGCGUAUGGGACGACAGCCUGCUCACGCCGGCGGAGGCGGACGCCCGGACGAAGCGGAGAGUGGAGGCCGUGAUCAAGCGCGAGAGAGCCCUCGCCUACGCCUACUCGCAUCAGCUGUUGAAGGCGACACCGAUGGUAGCGCACGCGAUCCUGGCGGACCUGCAGGCGGGCCGAAGCCCCUGGUGGUGGACACCCAUGGAUCGCCGCCAUGAACCCGAGGCCUAUCGCCCUGUCGAGCCCAUCAAGCCUAGGCCUGUUCCAUCCAUGGUGCACCGCGAGAUGACAUCAGCAGUAACGACUCCGGCCCGGUCAAUGAUAUCGUCCUACUCCAAGGCUGGGCCCAUGAGGACCGUCAAGGGAGCCCCGCCGCCGUCGAGCCACGUGGGGAGCAUCCGCGACGACGAGAGCCUGACGAGCUGCCCAGCGUUCAGGGCCAUGCCCAACUACAUGACGCCCACAAUGUCGGCCUCCGCGAAGGCGAGGGCGCGGGCGCACUUGCAGCAGCUGCAGCAGAAGGCAGCACAGGAGAAGCCUAGGUUCUCGUUCGGGUUGGGCCAGAGCAUCGGGGGCUGGACCAAGAGCCCGUUCUGGAAGGGCGGCGACGAGCAGUCAUCGUCGCGGGUGGGCACGCCGGUGACGUCGAUGGCCGGCGGGCGGCACCGGUCGACACGGUCGAUCAGCAGCCUAAGCGUGGACUCCACAGUGUCCAUGCCGACCGGGCUCGGCAGGAGGCCUUUCAAGUAGCGCCGUGUCGGUUGCAUUAUUCUUCUUUCGAAGCAUUUGUGCUUGGGAUUCGGUGUAACAUUUCAUGGUUGUACGUGUAAUGUGAUUUGCUCGUGUGGUUUGAUGUGGGUUUGUAU
This is a messenger RNA of Phragmites australis (common reed), 2010 nucleotides long. Its product is annotated as protein IQ-DOMAIN 13-like. Gene Ontology annotation, molecular function: protein binding. The record is from RefSeq and is a predicted model, not a curated record. Bases 305 to 1894 code for a protein of 529 amino acids. NCBI's taxonomy places the organism in Eukaryota, Viridiplantae, Streptophyta, Magnoliopsida, Poales, Poaceae. The transcript has 6 exons.